This is a messenger RNA of Pseudopodoces humilis (Tibetan ground-tit), 2551 nucleotides long. RefSeq names its product LIM domain binding 3 (gene LDB3). NCBI's taxonomy places the organism in Eukaryota, Metazoa, Chordata, Aves, Passeriformes, Paridae. Gene Ontology annotation, biological process: heart development; actin cytoskeleton organization; muscle structure development. The record is from RefSeq and is a predicted model, not a curated record. Gene Ontology annotation, molecular function: muscle alpha-actinin binding; actin binding. Gene Ontology annotation, cellular component: stress fiber; adherens junction; Z disc.
UUUUAUGGGCCCUACUCAGCUGGGAUAUCAGCAUCUGCAUUAUAGCUCUCAUCUAUUCUUAGGUGGUAUCAGAGCACGACUGAGCAGUGCCCUGUUGCUGCCUUUGAAAGCGGUACAACAUGGCUUACAGUGUGAAUCUGAAUGGACCUGGACCAUGGGGCUUCCGACUGCAAGGGGGCAAGGACUUCAACAUGCCCUUGACCAUCUCCAGAAUCACCCCUGGCAGCAAGGCAGCACAGUCACAGAUGAACCAGGGGGACCUUGUCGUGGCCAUUGAUGGAGUCAACACUGACAGCAUGACCCACCUGGAGGCCCAGAACAAGAUCAAAUCAGCCAGCCACAACCUGAGCCUCACUCUGCAGAAAUCUAAACGUCCAGUGCCAGUUUCAACCACAGCUCCCAGAAUUGACUCUCCCAGGGCUGUAAUUCCCCAUCAGAAGGUCAUAACCAACACCGCUGCCAACACGGACUUCACGGAGCGUUUCAACCCCAAUGUCCUGAAGGACUCUGCCCUGUCUACCCACAAACCCAUUGAGGUGAAGGGCCUUGGCGGCAAGGCUACCAUAAUUCACGCGCAGUAUAACACCCCGAUCAGCAUGUAUUCCCAGGAUGCUAUCAUGGAUGCAAUUGCAGGCCAGGCACAAGCCCAGGGUGGAGAAUUUGCUGGUACCCUCCCUUUAAAGGAUCCUCAUGUAGACAGUGCCUCUCCGGUGUAUCAGGCUGUGCUUAAAACUCAGAACAAGCCUGAGGAUGAGAGCGAGGACUGGAGCCGUCGCUCUGCCAACCUGCAGUCCAAGUCCUUCCGCAUCCUUGCCCAGAUGACUGGAACUGAGUACAUGCAAGAUCCAGAUGAAGAAGCCCUGAGGAGGUCAAGAGACAAGGAAAACAUUGCAGCAGCAUCAGAAAACAGGCCUACAGGUACCGCGCACGCGCCCCAGUAUGUGACCUCGAGUAUUUGGCACCCUCCUAAAUCAUCCACCAGGGAUGCCAACACUGCCAAUGCUCAGCCAGUGGCCUCCAAGGGCUCUGUGAGGCUUGGAGCAGGUACAAGCCAGGGGGAGGCCGGUUUUGGCCAGAAAGCCCCUCUUGCUUCAUCCAGUAACCAAAGUACCCCUGUUGAGCAUGCCCCGGUGGCUCCCAGUUCUGCUGCUCCUUCACCACAUGCUUCAGCACCUCAGCCUGCUACUGCUGCUCCAAACACAGCCAGCCUGAUGACAGCACCAGCCACCGCCUCAGUAGUGCAAGAGUCUUUCUCAUCCUCCUUCCAAAGAGUUCUUGCAGCUCCCAGCUCUCUCUCCCAGCCUAAGCCUUUCCAUGGGCCCACGAACAUGUCAUUAGCAGCUUCCACUAUUUCAUCUGCUAUCUCAUCUCAGUCUAGUUUCAACCGGCAUUCUUCCACCUCCAUCAGCUACCAGUCAAAGCAGAGAAACACAACCCAGUCAUAUACACCAAUGCCAGUCUCUGGAAGCUACAGUGAAAGUCCUGCUCCUUCUGCUGCUUCAAAAAUGAGAGUUGUUACUACUGCCAGCAUAAAGCCCUCUGUCUACCAGCCAGCGCCAGCACCAGUUCAUUCCUACACCCCUGCCAACACGGAGCCUGCGAGUCGCCCUCCCUGGGUAACAGACGACUCCUUUUCCCAGAAAUUUGCACCUGGAAAAUCCACCACCACUGUCACAAAGCACAUCCUACCAAGGGGUGUUCCAGUGCCAUCUCCUGCCACAAUUUCUGCUUACCCGUCUCCAGUUUCAACUUCUUCCCAGCCCCCUGCAUUAGCCCGGGGAACAGUUCAGAGGGCGGAGCGUUUUCCAGCCAGCAGCCGAACUCCUCUCUGUGGGCACUGUAACAGCAUCAUUCGAGGUCCUUUCCUGGUAGCCAUGGGUCGCUCUUGGCACCCAGAAGAAUUCAAUUGUGCUUACUGCAAGACAUCCUUGGCUGACAUGUGCUUUGUGGAGGAGCAGAACAGUGUGUACUGUGAGCGCUGCUAUGAACAGUUCUUUGCACCAACCUGUGCCAGAUGCCACACUAAGAUUAUGGGGGAAGUGAUGCAUGCCCUAAGACAGACUUGGCACACAAGUUGCUUUGUCUGUGCUGCUUGUAAGAAACCAUUUGGGAAUAGCCUGUUCCACAUGGAGGAUGGGGAGCCUUACUGUGAGAAAGAUUAUAUUGCUUUGUUCAGCACAAAAUGUCAUGGCUGUGAUUAUCCUGUUGAAGCUGGAGAUAAAUUCAUUGAAGCUCUUGGACACACUUGGCAUGACACCUGUUUCAUUUGUGCUGUCUGCCAUGUGAAUUUGGAAGGUCAGCCAUUCUACUCCAAGAAGGACAAGCCACUGUGCAAGAAGCAUGCCCAUGCCAUCAAUGUUUAAAAGAAGAGUUGGUAGUCAGUAAUGCUGGGGUAAAACAGAUGACUAACUGGGCAAUCAUAAAGUUGAUAACCGUGGCUAGCAUUUCUCUCGGUAAAAGCUAGAAGUUGGUACUUCUCAAGUUUAACUUUAUCCUCUUUCAUACAUGCAGAAUGUGCUUUUUACAAAGUUCAUACAAAAACCUAUUGAAU